Messenger RNA from Cladocopium goreaui, 2580 nucleotides. The record is from the annotation of a GenBank genome assembly. NCBI's taxonomy places the organism in Eukaryota, Dinophyceae, Suessiales, Symbiodiniaceae.
AUGAUUGGAGAGACGGACCUAGUUCAGUUGGUCCCGGCCUCGGCGCAUGCUGCGUGUGGCGCCGCAGCUUGUUCGGUGUCGACCCUGAACUCCUGGCGUUUCGUGCCGCUGCAAAACAGCGGAAGUGAAUCCCUGGAGGAUGCUACGGAGAGUGCACCCGGAAGCGUGGAGAAAGUGAAAACGGGAGAACCCUUCGAGCCGGCAACGGGUCCGGCAACGGGUCCGGCCACGCCAGAGGAGGCGCAAGAAGUGCAGGAUGCCUUGGAGGCCUUGCGUUUGGUGGCCCACAAGAGCGGCAUCGAGGGAAUCCAACGCUUGGUCCAGGUCUCUCAGAAGGUGGAAUGCUUGGAACGCUUGGAAAAGGGGCUGGAGCUACUGGAAUCCGCAAGGCCGGGACGGGCCGGGACGGGCCGGGACUCCCGGGACCCAGGAGAUUGGCGGAAGAUGUCUUCAGCUCUUUUUGUGGAGGAAGAUGAUGUUCCAGGGAAAUCUUUGACAGAAAUGACCUGCAAAAAGGUGAUUUGGGUGAAGGGCCCCUACUGGGGAAGUCUCCCGAAAGGCUCAUCAGGCCAUGGCAAAGCAAAGGACGACGAGGACGACGAGGACGACGAGGACGACGAGGACGACAAGGACGACAAGGAUGACAAGGAGGACGAGGAGGACGAGGAGGAGAGGAGGCUUCUCCGAAUCGAUCAAAGCCUGGACCGAGGCGGGGAUUUCGAGAUCCCAGAGAUCCCAGGGAAAGUGACAGAAGAACUGCAGGUGAUCCGAAUCUUGGUGAGCUCCGGUGGCCCUGCACUGCUUGGGGACCCGUUCUCGAACAAGCAGGGCUUGGAACACCGAGUGAGAGCUGCGGGGGAGCUGGAGUUCACUGGGAUAUCCCAGUUAGCUCGCCGUUUGGAGGACGAGGAUGUUUUUCCGGAGAUGACAAAGAGACUGUCCUUUACCUACGGCUACGGAGAAAGCGCAGGUCGGAUUCGCAACGAGAUGCUCUUAGACUUCGUCCAGCGUGUCAUUCAGGCUGGGGGUUUCCAUGCCUUUUGGCACGCCUUGAAGGGAGUCGACCUCAUGAAGUUGAAAGGAGAUCUUCAUUGUCUGGUGGUCAUUCGCCAGAAGCUUCAAGAGCUGAUCGCUGAGGACUGGUGGCUGGCAGUGCAUGACGCCGAAGGGCUGGAGGAGCUGCUCCAUUCGCAUCUGGCAGAGAGGAAGCGAAGGGCCGACGAUCUCACGUUGAGGCAGCGUGAACGCUUGGUGAAUCGCUUCAAAGAGAUUGGUGGCGUGGAAGCCUUCUUGGACGGCUUCAACAAUAUCAACCUGACCCAGAUGCUGGCGCAACACAAGGCGCUCCACACUGCUCGCAUCAAAGAGGUGGCCGUGAUCGAAGCGUUGGCGAAGAUUGGUCAAUUGGUGAAGAAUAAGGUGGAACAUUUGAAUGGCCUGGAAGCAGUUGCUGCCACCUUGGUGCGCUGGGGGGAUCGACACUAUCGCGGAGAGGAACCUGUGCGACUUUGGAAGGCCAUGCAUCAACAGGUCACCUGGCUCUUGCUGGCCAUUGAGGAAAACGGCGCAUUGUUGAAGGCCACGGUGAACCAUAGCAACCACCCAGGGAAAGAACCUGAGCUGACCCCCGCACGCUUGGCUCAAUUUCUUCAAGCCUUGCGUCCCGUCGGGGGCGUCCCGGGCUUUCUCAGCGCCUUUCGGGGCUUAGACUUUUCCACAGCAGCGCAGCAGGCACGAAUCUUGCACGACGCUUGCGUCCGGAGCCCCGAGACCACCAAGCGUCUGGCGUAUCUGUACCGGCUCCUGCGAAAUAGCUCGACCCAUCUCCGCGGCCUGGAACACUUCCUGCGGAACUUCGCGGCGCCAGUCUUGGCCGAGGCUGCAACGCAGGGAUCCACGGCACAGGAUCGAUUGCAGGUAGCUGAACGGUGGCAACGCCUCACUGCAUAUCUGGGUCAGGCAGCUGGAAAGACGCCUGCAGGCGAUGAAAAAUAUGAAAAUUCGCCGCGCACAGCGUCUGGCGCCGAUCAAGUCCUGGAGGUUUUGUUGCUGGGUCUUCGUCUCACAGAAGCUUCGGGGCUGAAAGCCAGCAAGCAGGACUGGGAUCAACUUUGUCACGAGAUCAAGUGUGAACCAGGUCUACCCGGUGUCCUAGCCCGUCUACGUGGCAGCAAAACUUCGGCGCGCCACGUGCAGCGCCGCUCAGCGCCGGCGUCGAUGGCGACUUCGACGGCUCCGCUGUCGUCGUCCGUGGGAGCGUUGCUGGUGAGGAAUUUCCUCCCGCCCUGCAUGGAAGAAAGCUCCGACGGCUACGCCGCCGCCGACGCCUUCGCGUCGGAGCCCGAGCGGCGGGCGCCGCCGCGGCCCUCGGACGUGGCGCCGCGGGGCGCCCGGAGUCGGCCGCACGGGGCGCGGUCCCUCCUCGGUGCCGGAGGUGUUGAGGACGGAUGGGAUGGGGGCCAUGGAUCCAUGGCAGGGAUGGAACAUGUCACUAUGGUGGUGGAUGAGACUGAUUAUAGAUUACCCCCGGAAAGCCAAGAGUUUGCCGCAGGUGAUCAUCACCAAGUUAUCGAACUUUGA